This is a messenger RNA of Neltuma alba, 1082 nucleotides long. RefSeq lists its product as uncharacterized. The coding region runs from base 152 to 928 and encodes 258 amino acids. NCBI's taxonomy places the organism in Eukaryota, Viridiplantae, Streptophyta, Magnoliopsida, Fabales, Fabaceae. The transcript is spliced from 3 exons. The record is from RefSeq and is a predicted model, not a curated record.
UUUUAUGAGAAGAAGGGAUCGUUGGUCGAAGCUUCUCGUAAGCGCGUUUUAUGACUGCCUUUCUUCUCAUAUUUGAAUUCUCUUUUGUUAGUUUCAUAUAGGCGAAAACCCGCAUGAAGAACAGAACAAAAACAAAACCAACAAAAAAAUCAUGGCUUGCUAUGUCCCCUUCAACGGCAAAAAUUUCGACUUAAGUUUUUUCGUCUUCAAGCCAACAGUUGUUAUCGUCGAAAAUCUUGUUCAUGGUCUCAAGCAGUUCUCCUCACAAACUGAAAGCCUCGGUUGUUUGCAAAGUUCUAUAUUCAGAAGCAUCCAUGGAAACCUCAUCAUAUGGUAUGGAGCAUGGCAGAAGCGGUCUAGCAAAAAGAAAGAGCAAUUGACGGAAACUCUUUUAUCAAUGCUAAAAUGUGUAUCAGGCAUGGGAGUGUUAGUAGAACAUAGCUUCCUUGAUUCCUAUGCUGGUGAAUCAAGAGAUGGUUCCUCUGCUGCAAAAUUAUGCAGUGGUGAUAUAAUCUCCAUGAACUCAGCAUCCACCACCAGCAAGGACCUGAGUGACUUGUGCUAUGCCGUGCUAGCGCUCUUCCGGUCGCGGUUUGCAAAAAUAGAAGGCAUAGCUUCAGGGCUAUGUUUGAGAGGCCAAAGCAUGCCCAGAGUUAUAUGCAUUCAUGUGUGGAAAUCUCUCCAGUUUUACUACUCUUGGAUUCUCAACUUUGAUCACAGAAAAUGGAUGCUUCCUUACCUUGAACGUUUCUCUACUUUUGAUAUAAAAUAUGAUGUUUAUAGAGUUGUUUAUGUCAGUGGUGACAUUAAUGGUGCCGAUCUUCAAGGUUCGCCUUCUUCUUCUUCUCAACAUCAUCAGAUGUUAGAGAAUAAUGCAGAAGGAAGCUUCACUGACAAGAAUACCAGACUUGAUGCUAAGACUUGUUGAACUUCCAGCCUUCUUAUAUGCUGCUUCUCUGAUCUGCCUUGUAAAUGAUGUAUAUCAGUUUUGUACUCUCUUGAGAAUAUUAUGAAUAUUUAUAUUAAAGUCAAUCACGCCUACUUUUUUGAAUAAAAGAAAUAAAAAAUUAACUUGGGCAUAA